AUCUGCGUCUGCACCGUCUCCUCUGAUUUUGCCCUCUUCCUUCCUUUCUCUGUCCAGCGAGAGGCAUGGAGGCGCUCAAGCUCAAGGUGCCACCAGCCCUGUACUUGCUGCUGCUGCUCAUGCCACCACUUCUACUUCCUCCUGGAUGUGCUGCCAUUCGUCCUGAUCCCGCUCAAGGGCCAUCUGAGGGCAACAAGACCUGCACGGAGCUGAGCAAGAGGAGCCCCAUCCUCUUCUGCGAAGAACGCGCGUGCGCCGACAACUGCCGCAUCGAGGGUUUUACCGAGGGAGGAGCAUGCAACUGGCUGCGCUGCCUCUGCAACAAGCCCUGCUGAAUCUGCUGCUGCUGCUUCAGGAUGUUGCGACCGAUGCAACGAGUAAUAACUAAUAAGAUGCAUCAAAGUGUCGACGUGCAUUUUCACACACAAAAAAAGUAUUGAUGCGCAAACUGUAACCGCAGCAAGUUUCCUUGCUAAAGUUUAUCAACUUCCAGUUACGAGCUAUAUAAAUUUGAGGCAUCUAAAUAUCAGUUGUUC
Molecule: messenger RNA, 536 nt
Organism: Hordeum vulgare subsp. vulgare (domesticated barley)
Lineage: Eukaryota; Viridiplantae; Streptophyta; Magnoliopsida; Poales; Poaceae
Product: defensin J1-1-like
Exons: 2
Coding region: 66-335 (89 amino acids)
Biological process (GO): defense response
Source: RefSeq, a predicted model, not a curated record